Molecule: messenger RNA, 2181 nt
Organism: Centropristis striata (black sea bass)
Lineage: Eukaryota; Metazoa; Chordata; Actinopteri; Perciformes; Serranidae
Gene: acot20
Product: acyl-CoA thioesterase 20
Exons: 4
Coding region: 196-1446 (416 amino acids)
Biological process (GO): acyl-CoA metabolic process; fatty acid metabolic process
Molecular function (GO): fatty acyl-CoA hydrolase activity
Source: RefSeq, a predicted model, not a curated record
AAAGUAGGCUCCCCCUUUUUUGACGUAAGUGGUAGCGUCCACUUGGUGCUUCUGCUUCCAUGUUUGUUAUUUUCCUUACGUUUCGCUCACUGCAUCGUAGUUCUACAGAUGCAGUGACAACACAGCUGUUGCACGGCCUGAGUAAAGGGAAAGGACAUUCAGCCUGAGUCACUGUUCCCAUUUUGGAGAGCAGAAAUGGCUUACUCACACGUCCGCAUGAAAAUUCUCCCCAGCGUUCGUUGUCUCUUUGAUAAAAUGGUGCAGGUAAAAGUAGACGGACUCGCUCCGCACAAACAAGUCCAACUGAGGUCCAAGCUAGUCGAUGACCGAGGAAUGAUUUUCAAGGCGUCUGCCGUGUUCAAAGCAGAUGAAAGCGGCCAGGUGGAUGUCUGCCGUGCACCUUCUCUUGGAGGAAGUUACACCGGAGUGGAGCCCAUGGGUUUAUUCUGGUCCCUGGCACCGGAGACCCCACACAGUAAACUUCUGAAGAAGAAUGUGCUCACUCCAACGUUGGUGGAGAUAGAAGCUCUGUGUGGAGAGACUGGUAAGGUCUUAGCCUCUGAAACCAACGAGAGAGGAUUCAUGACAGAGGGGAUGAAGAGAAUACCAGUGGAAGAGGGAAGAAUACGAGGAGUCCUCUUCGUACCGCCUGGAAAGGGUCCAUUCCCAGGAAUUAUAGAUAUGUACACAUUUGGUGGACGUCUUACUGAGCCCAGAGCAAGCCUCCUGGCCAGUAAAGGCUUUGUUGUUCUGGCACUGGCCUAUAUGGGCUACCUGGAUUUACCAACAAACCCUAAAAAGUUGGAUUUGGAUUACUUUGAAGAGGCGGUAACAUUUCUGAGGAAACAUCCAGAGGUGAAAGGUCCUGGGAUCGGCAUUUUAGCAAUCUCUCACAGUGGCGGUAUGGCUUUGGCUAUGUCAUCUUUCCUCUCCGGGAUCUCAGCAACCGUCUGUAUAAAUGGGUGCAACGCCAACACAGUGAUUCCUUUACACUACAAAGACAUUGUUUUACCUCCACUCCCGAUUGUCAUAUGGAAAUUAAAAAUAAAAAAAUUCAGGCUUCUCGAUGUAGGCGAUAUGUUAGCUGACCCUUUCUUAGAAAAGUGCCGGCCGUCAUUGUUUCCGAUUGAACGUGCCAGCUGCCACUUCCUGUUUGCUGUUUCUGAAGGCGACCGCAACUGGAACAGUGCGCUUUUCGCCAGACGGGCGGCUGAAACGCUGAGAAAUAAUGGCAAAGAGUCUUUUGAGGUGGUAACAUACCCUAAAGCUGGACACUUUCUGGAAGUCCCUCACAUGCCUUUUUGUCCGUCUGGGUUUCACGGAGCAGUCGGGACUAAUGUGGUGUUUGGUGGCGAGCCAAAAGCCCACUCCGAGGCUCAGCUGGACCUGUGGGAAAGAGUCCAGGAGUUCUUCAAGAGCCACUUGGACAACAAGAGUACUUGUUAGCCAGCAAUGCUGCAUCAAGUGCAUCAAGCAUCCCAGAACGGCCGUCAUUAACAAAGCUUAACCUUGGCCUUUAGAUUCUAAUCAAUGGGACUUUCAAAUGGUCAUGGUACUGUUCUUUUCUGUGUCGAUGCUUUGGACUUUUCUAGAGAUGAACUGUGCAUGAUUUGGUUCUAACUGACUUUUUCCAAUGAGCCUGAAUGUGCCACAUGACAGAAGACUGUAUUGAGAUAAAAUCGUUUUUACAGCAGAUAUUUUGACUUGUCAUGGCAGGAAAAUCACAGGUGGAGCUAAGUCUGAUAAUAAUGAUGCCUCUGUUCCAGUGAAAUUUCCACUAAGGAAAAGUAAGUGAACAUAUAUGAAACCAGGACCCCGGACCUGAUGCUCCUAAAGGUAAUGUGCUUUUCUUUACACUGACACGACAACAUGUUUCCUGUGAAACACUCCUUACCUCUGUGUCAAACGCCGUAUUAUCACUCCGCCCUUUUCUAUCCAAACACAAAAUAUUUAAACUUUUAUCUCCAACACUGGGAAUACAGGGAUGCUUUGGAUCUUUUAAGUGGUGUUGUAUGAGGUGCUUAUCCAUAUUCAGUGCAUUCAACCCAGUUUGGAGAAGCAGGCAGGAAGUAUAACAGUGUUCUGCUGUUGACAGGGACAACAGCUUAACAUAUUAGCCACCCCAAAAAAAUCAACAUUAAGUUUAAGUGUAUGACAUGUAAAGACUUUUUUAACUGCUUC